Messenger RNA from Gaeumannomyces tritici R3-111a-1, 2728 nucleotides. RefSeq lists its product as hypothetical. Bases 106 to 2022 code for a protein of 638 amino acids. The record is from RefSeq and is a predicted model, not a curated record. NCBI's taxonomy places the organism in Eukaryota, Fungi, Ascomycota, Sordariomycetes, Magnaporthales, Magnaporthaceae. The transcript has 2 exons.
CCUAAGUUUGAAACCGUCAGCCUACAGUGCAAUCACACCUCCGUCGUCUUCCCGAAGCCUUUCGCGUUUACUAAACUCAAACUCCUUUUCAGCAUCCACUGCACGAUGGAUCGUCAGCUUUUUUACUCAUAUACUGAAAUUGCGGCUAAUCGAAAGCCCAAUGGCCGAGCUCAAUAUGGGCAUCUCUCUGUACCAACCGCCGGAAGUUCAAAAUCAUCACAGCAAUCUACACACAAUACCUCACGCGGCGUUGGCCCAAGCUUCAGGGCAGAUGCAAUCGAGAUUCCCAGCGAUAGCGAGUCCGAUGACGAAGACGAUUUUUUCCCGCCAAUCGAGGAACUUAUCGGACGCGAUCGCGGCAGCGUUGCCGGUGCAGGCAAGGAUUCCAAUACGUCGUCCGGCGCCGGUGACAACGCCGUAGGAGCGUCCGUUAUUCACGGGCUAGGCCAAGACAAUGGGGCCGGAAAUUCGGCGGCUGGGGGGGAUGGUCUGCGGCCGGACGCCUGCAAGUCGUCGGAAGCUUUGAUUGGCCCUACCCUUCCGCCGGGGCCCAUAAGGGAUGUGCUGGUCCAAACACCAGACGAGCUGCCGGAGGCUUACAGCGUCCUGGAGCUAAAUGACGGGGCUCCGCCAGGCCCCCCGACUUUGCCAAGCCCUUUUCCUGCCUCAGCCGAGCAUUUAGCAACCCAUGCCGGUGAGCAUACCGCUCCACCCUGCACCGAGCCAAGACAUGACGCUUUCGGUAUGAAUUUUCUAAAGCCUCCCUCUCUGCCGGCGCUGCUAGAACGACGCCUUACGUCGGCUGGGCCCUCCCAUCUGGUCCAGGACCCGCCGAGUCCUGUCGGCAGUGACCACGCUCCACGCUCGAGCAGCGUGUGGUCCACGCCUGAGGCAGCCACCUGCGACGAGGGGGCUAGGUUCUCCGGCGCGUCGCCAGCUAGAGGAGCGGGGACGCCUAGUUCAGGCCAUCUCUCCAGGCACUGCUCACCGGGCCUGGAAGACCAUUCGGAUCGAGAGGGCAUGCCUUGUCGCCGCCCGGUUGGUGAUUGCCAAAAGGCUAGCGACAAUGAUAUCAAUGACAAAGCCGGAACGCUUAUAGCGAAGCGGAAUUUAAGACCGAGGAAGGCGGAUGUUCGUGACGGGGACCACUAUGCAUCCGGCAUUUCCAGUGUUAAUUCCGACGACGAAAGCGGCGAUGGCCAGCCAUUUGACACUCGGGGCAACCUUCAAUCCAAUCCUGGCAGUCGCCGGCGCGACCAUGGGGACGACGGCACUUACCACCCUCGGAAUAGCGACAGCGACCAGCUGUCACCACGCAAACGCCGCAGAAGAAGCUCUCCCGCUUCGACGCCACGCAGAACAGCCGCCAAACGCCAAACGGGUUCCCACCGCGGCGACAGCAGGCGAAGACAAAUCCAAAAACGGAGCCCACUUCGGCACGAUAUUCCCAGCCCGCCGUUUUCACAAGGUCCUGGCAAGGAAAUAGAGACCGAAACGACCGAAACCCAGUUCGCAGAGUUUAAGCAAUGGCCACUCGAAGAUGUGGUCCUCAAAUCUGCGACGGUCAACGGCGAAACGAAGUAUCAGCUCGAGUUUAGCCGAGGCCGUUGCCCGGAUCACGAAUGCAAUAGCGCUUCACCUCGUCACCAACAACGAAGGCUGCCGGCUAAAAGACACCGCCUGGCAGGUCAAAGCCCCGCAUCAACAGCGGGUGCUCCCACGCCCCCAAAUGAGAACGAAUGGGAGGUUGAGGAGAUACUGGCUUCACGCACCCACUAUAAGAAGCUUCAAUAUCAGGCCAAAUGGGUCGACUGGGAAACCGACCAAACGUGGUACUACGCCGAGGGAUUUAAGGGAUGCCCUCACCUUCUUAAACAGUACCACCAGGAUUACCCGGAGAUGCCAGGACCCCCUGUCCGGCUUGAGCAGUGGCUUAGGGCCCACGAAGACGGUGUAAACGUUGAGCAUCAUCCCGAAGACAACAAGCCGGUAGCUGGCGCCACCAGGGCAAAGGAGCCCUGAAAGCGAGGUUUGUUUUUUCUUUCUUUUUUUUUGGAGAGGGAGGGGAGUGAUCUCGUUCGGUCCCCUCCAAGACUCGUUGGCGAAAGCUAGGAGAUAAACCGGGCGGAGAGCGCGGGGACGGAGACGGGAAGCCUGGGCUGUAUUUUGAAAGAUUUUUGUAUGCAGUUAUGCAUGAGGUCUUGGCCGUACAGAAGCGGUUUGUUAGAAUGUGUAAGCAAGCCUUUCAUAAAGGACUAGCGCUUUCAGCCGACGGCUCCGUUAAAGUGUCGAACGCAGAGACGACCUGCACAUUCUCAUAAAAACACCGAGGCCGAUGCGCGCUUUGCAGUUUAAUUAUGUCCGCAAAGAAGGAACCGUGGAGGUCCACGUCACAACUUUCAAGGAAUGGCUACUUGAAAACGCGGUCCUUAAGUCCGUGACGGUCGAAGGCGUAGUAAAGUUCCAGCUGAAGUUUAGGGGCCGUUCGAUACUAAAGGGUUUUGGUUUUUUUUUUGACCCCUUAGCCGGUUUUUUGACCUUAUUUAAGCUUAAUUCUCGACGUGGAUACAACGGCCGGGAGAGCCCUGUGGCCAUUCACGUAUAUUUUGGCCUAAUUUUCAGUGGAUCCCCAUCCGGGGCAAACAGGGAACGCCUAUCUAUAAAAAGCAAUGGGCACAGAGGCUUAAAAUAGAAAUUCCCAAAAAAUUAAACGACCCGUGCAACGGCG